UGGAAGCAUAAUUUUAGAGCAAGCACUUUUCAUGAUUGUUUUUCCCUAAGACUUUUAUCUGUUUUUGUGACUGCAGGUUUGACAUUAGCACCACUAGUCGUGAAAGUAGAUCCGAAUUUAAAUGUCAUCUUGACUGCAUCGCUUGCAGUUUUUGUUGGUUGCUACAGAUCUGUAAAGCCAACACCACCAACUGAAACAAUGUCUAAUGAGCAUGCAAUGCGCUUCCCUUUCGUCGGCAGUGCAAUGCUGCUAUCUCUAUUCUUGCUCUUCAAGUUCCUUUCCAAGGACCUGGUUAAUGCAGUCUUGACUUGCUACUUCUUUGUGCUUGGAAUCAUUGCACUUUCGGCAACACUGUUACCAGCUAUCAAACCUUAUUUGCCUAAGGAAUGGAACGACAAAGUGAUCUCAUGGCAUGCUCCGUAUUUUCGCUCUCUGGAGAUUGAGUUCACUAGGUCUCAGAUAGUGGCUGCAAUUCCUGGAACAUUCUUCUGUGCAUGGUAUGCAUCAAAGAAGCACUGGCUGGCAAACAACAUUUUGGGCUUGGCUUUCUGUAUUCAGGGAAUUGAAAUGCUUUCCCUUGGUUCUUUUAAGACUGGUGCCAUCCUCCUGGCUGGACUUUUUGUGUAUGAUAUUUUCUGGGUGUUCUUCACUCCAGUAAUGGUUAGUGUGGCAAAAUCUUUUGAUGCUCCCAUAAAGCUCUUAUUUCCAACAGCUGAUGCUACCAGGCCUUAUUCCAUGCUUGGACUUGGUGACAUUGUAAUUCCUGGAAUCUUUGUAGCUCUUGCCUUGAGGUUUGAUGUCUCAAGGGGCAAAAAGAACCAGUACUUUAAGAGUGCAUUCCUCGGUUAUGUCGUAGGAUUGGUUCUUACCAUCAUUGUCAUGAACUGGUUCAAAGCUGCUCAGCCGGCGCUUCUGUAUAUUGUACCCUCUGUAAUAGGAUUCUUAGGCGCUCACGUCUUGUUGAAUGGCGAUAUCAAGCCGUUGCUGGAGUUCGACGAGUCGAAGAUGGGCGCUGAAGAACAAAGCAAAACUGACUCCGAUAGCAAGAAGGUAGAGUGAUUUUGGCAAAGUAUGAGAGCAGGGGCCUGCCUAGAAACACUCACCAGAAAACAAAAGAAACUCAGUGAUAUGGUAGUGCUACAGGAAGACAUUUAUUGUUAGUUUUGAUAGAGCGGGGAGAAUAAAGUAAACUGUUCUAACUCCUGCAACUUACUGCCGUUCGGAUUUUUGGGAAUUGAUAACUAAUUUCCAUCCUCUUAUUUCCCCGAUUUCCUAAGCUUCCAGCUCCCCUAUCUCAUUUGCCAUUGCUUA
Linum tenue is the source of this 1311-nucleotide messenger RNA. The record is from the annotation of a GenBank genome assembly. Lineage: Eukaryota; Viridiplantae; Streptophyta; Magnoliopsida; Malpighiales; Linaceae.